Molecule: messenger RNA, 487 nt
Organism: Melanaphis sacchari
Lineage: Eukaryota; Metazoa; Arthropoda; Insecta; Hemiptera; Aphididae
Product: U6 snRNA-associated Sm-like protein LSm8
Exons: 5
Coding region: 135-425 (96 amino acids)
Biological process (GO): mRNA splicing, via spliceosome
Cellular component (GO): precatalytic spliceosome; U4/U6 x U5 tri-snRNP complex; U6 snRNP
Molecular function (GO): RNA binding
Source: RefSeq, a predicted model, not a curated record
CAAGUAUUUGUACAUUUUUUCUUGGUAGGUUUUUGACUAUCUAUAAGUGAAAUAUCUAUUUCAUAAUAGUUUUGUGUGAACUCAAUGAAUUUCUUUGAGACUGGUUAUAAUUUGCUGUACUUCUGAGUAUUACAAUGAGUUCAGGACUGGAGAGCUAUGUGAACCAUACCGUUUCUAUUAUAACAUCAGAUGGCAGAAACUUUGUGGGAACACUUAAAGGAUUUGAUCAAACUAUAAAUAUAAUUUUAGAUGACAGCCAUGAACGUGUAUACAGCCCUAAUCAAGGUGUUGAACAAAUUAUUUUAGGUUUACAUCUCAUUCGCGGUGACAAUGUCGCUAUAAUUGGUGAAGUAGAUGAAACAAUGGAUUCAUCGAUAGAUUUGAGUGCAAUCAGAGCUGAACCUAUUGGAUCAGUAGUAUUUUAAAAUAUUUAUAUGAUAUUUUAUAAUAUUAUCAAUAACUAAAUGCAUUGAUCCUGUUAUAUUAA